Messenger RNA from Metarhizium robertsii ARSEF 23, 1323 nucleotides. RefSeq names its product reverse transcriptase. NCBI's taxonomy places the organism in Eukaryota, Fungi, Ascomycota, Sordariomycetes, Hypocreales, Clavicipitaceae. Gene Ontology annotation, molecular function: catalytic activity. The transcript has 3 exons. The coding region runs from base 1 to 1323 and encodes 440 amino acids. The record is from RefSeq and is a predicted model, not a curated record.
AUGAGAAGGAAGCAAGCAACCCCACGCCGUAGACAGGACCUCCGAAUCUUCCAAGCCAACGUGGGCAAAGGCGGCCCAUCACACGACUGUGCCCUCGCACUGGCCGACGCAGAGCGAUUCGACCUGAUACUGCUACAGGAGCCCUGGACUGAUGUCAAAGAUGGCCGAUGCCUCACCGAGACUCAUCCCGCCUAUGACGCAUUCUCCUCGGUGGACUACUGGGAGGGCCCCAGCACCCGGCCCCGGGUUAUAACAUACCUUCGACGCAGCCCUACGUUGUUGGCUGACCAACUCCGGCCCUCACCGUCAAGGGACAUGUUGUGGCUACACGUUGAUGAUACUACCUUUGUGAAUGUCUAUCGACAACCUGGCGUCCACGAGACUCUCGACCUUCUCGUACAGUGGCCAAUUCCCGGUCGAUGUGUGGUUGUUGGGGGGCCAAUUCCCGGUCGAUGUGUAGUUGUCGGAGACUUCAACGCCAGACACUACUCCUGGCAAGCGGGAGAUACGACCGGUCGCGGCAACGACAUCGCGACGUGGGCAACACGGAAUGACCUGUCCCUCCUCAAUCCACCCAACAAGCCCGACCAACCGAUCCGGGUCACGUCGGACGACGAACUCAAACGCUUCGGUGAGAUCGUGGAGAUGGAGGCCUCCGCUCUUCCUACGCAAACAUCCUCCACAGAAGGACUCGAUGCCUUGGCAGCAUCGCUCACAUCCAUGCUGCAAUCAGCGGCCAGCAGGGCCGGGCACCUCACCAGGAAAAGGGCACGGGCCGCGCCAUGGUGGAAUGACAAGUGUGCACUGGCUGCUGCCGAGUAUAGAUCUAUGAGACGCAUCUACCCUCUGGGGUAUGGCAAAGAAGCGCAGCUCGCUAGGAAGCGGCUGAAGCGCGGCUCGCUAGGAAGAGGCUCCAACGGCAAUGAAGACAUAUUCAAGAUCACACGAUGGACUAAGGCCCGAAGCCCUUUCCAGCCGCCUCCACUACAAGUAAACGGCACCGUCUACGAGACAAUGACCGAGAAGGCUACAGCUCUUCGCCAGGCAACUCUCGAGAGAAGAACAUCUGGGGACGACAUAGAGAAUCCCUGGGUAGACGUCUCUCCCAACCAAUCUCUGCCCUUUUCCUCACAUGUUUCCGCAGAGGAGGCGCGAAAAGCGACCAUCGACACGGGAAACACAUCCCCUGGCUCUGACGACAUUACUGUAAAGCUGCUGCGAGCCGCAUGGCCAGCAAUUGGAAACCUGGUGCGGGAGCUCUAUGAAGGAUGCCUAACUGUGUCUGACGCUGGGGCACCACCCGAAAGACUUCAAGGAGGCUGA